Molecule: messenger RNA, 3429 nt
Organism: Erythranthe guttata (spotted monkey flower)
Lineage: Eukaryota; Viridiplantae; Streptophyta; Magnoliopsida; Lamiales; Phrymaceae
Product: polyribonucleotide nucleotidyltransferase
Biological process (GO): mitochondrial mRNA catabolic process; mitochondrial RNA 3'-end processing
Cellular component (GO): chloroplast stroma; cytosol; mitochondrion
Molecular function (GO): RNA binding; 3'-5'-RNA exonuclease activity; polyribonucleotide nucleotidyltransferase activity
Source: RefSeq, a predicted model, not a curated record
AGGAAAGCCCGGCCCACUAUUCAUUAAUAAAUACAAAUUUCAACCCGGACCCCCACUAAAAUGCCAAUUUGCAUUUGCUUCGUCAAAAGGUAAUUGUAUUAUUAUAGGACCCCAAAACACAAAUUUAUUACUUAUUGGUCCCUAAACUAUGAAUUUAUUCGGUGCUAUAAGUAGUAAAAUUCACUCUGUAAAAACUUUUUACCCAAAAAUGACAGCGCGAUGCAUCUGAUCCCAACCUCAAUUCUAAAACCCCGACACUGUUAAACCCUAAACCCCAGCGUCUCUAUCUCUCUCUCCCCAUGGCACCGGUGGUCGGUAAAGCCAAUCCUUUCCUUGCAAGCAUGCUAUGGCGCCGGAUGAAACUCCGAUCAAUCGUCGGCGGUCGCUUGUUCCACUCACCCGCACAAUCACCGGCCGGCGACCCCGAAGCUGCUACAAUUGCCGGAAAGAAAUUUCUGGAGACGUUCACCGAAGAGUUCGAAAUCGGAUCGCGAAAAAUGUCACUGGAAACUGGUAAAAUAGCGCGAUUUGCCAAUGGCUCGGUGGUUUUAGCCAUGGAAGAGACAAAAGUGCUGUCCACAGUUACCUCAGCUAAGAGUGAUGGCAGUCGGGAUUUCUUGCCCCUCACUGUUGACUAUCAAGAGAAACAAUUUGCUCAGGGCGUGAUACCAAACACAUUUAUGAGGAGGGAGGGUGCUCCAAAAGAGCGUGAACUCUUAUGUGGUCGUAUCAUUGAUCGGCCCAUAAGACCUCUUUUUCCUGCUGGAUUUUACCAUGAUGUCCAGGUCAUGGCAAGUGUCCUAUCAUCUGAUGGGAAGCAAGAUCCGGAUGUUCUAGCAGCCAAUGCCACAUCAGCUGCGCUAAUGUUAUCUGAUAUUCCAUGGGGUGGUCCCAUUGGAGUAGUACGUAUAGGCAGGAUUUGUGGUCAAUUUAUUGUGAAUCCUAGCAUGGAUGAGUUGAGUUUGAGUGACCUUAACCUCGUUUAUGCAUGCACAAAUGACAAGACUUUGAUGAUAGACGUGCAUGCACGUGAGGUAUCCGAAAAGGACCUAGAAGCUGCACUAAGAUUGGCACACCCAGAAGCAGUUAAAUAUAUUGAGCCUCAAAUAAGGCUCGCAGCCAAAGCUGGUAAGAAAAAGAAGGAAUAUACACUGUCUAUGGUAUCUAAGGAAACCUAUGAGAAAGUCAGGAAUUUGGCUGAAUCUCCCAUUAAAGAUGUGUUUACAGACCCAACAUAUGGCAAGUUUGAAAGAGGAGAAGCAUUAGAUAAUAUUACCAAGGAUAUUAAAAAAAUAUUGGAGGAAGAAAGUGAUGAAGAAGGCCUCAAGUUUUUACCCAAAACAGUAGACACUGUACGGAAAAAGGUUGUACGAGGAAGGAUAAUAGGGGAAGGACUCAGAGUAGAUGGGAGGCGUCUAGAUGAGGUCAGACCUGUGCACUGUGAAGCUGGAAAUUUGCCUGUACUACACGGAUCAUCACUCUUUUCUCGUGGAGAUACGCAGGUUCUUUGUACGGUAACCCUUGGAGCACCUGGAGAAGCACAGCGUCUAGAUUCACUGGUUGGUCCUUCAUCGAAGAGAUUCAUGCUGCACUAUAGUUUUCCACCAUUUUCAAUCAAUGAAGUUGGUAAAAAAGUUGGCCUCAAUAGACGAGAAGUUGGGCAUGGUACCCUUGCUGAGAAAGCUCUAGUUGCCGUAUUACCUCCUGAAGAAGAUUUUCCCUAUACUGUUCGUGUGAAUUCAGAAGUCAUGGCAUCUGAUGGAUCGACAUCGAUGGCAUCGGUUUGUGCAGGGAGCAUGGCUUUGAUGGAUGCUGGGAUUCCUUUGAGAGAGCACGUAGCAGGUUUGUCGGUGGGACUUGUUAGCGAAACCGACCCGUCAACUGGUGAAAUCACGGACUACAGAAUAAUAACCGAUAUCCUGGGUUUGGAAGAUCAUCUAGGGGAUAUGGACUUCAAAAUUGCUGGAACUCGAAACGGAGUUACAGCAAUUCAGUUGGAUAUAAAGCCUGCAGGUAUCCCUUUAGAUAUUAUAUGCGAGUCUUUAGAACCUGCAUAUAAAGGCCGCCUUCAAAUCCUUGAUCACAUGGAGCGAGAGAUAAAUGUACCACGCACCCAGGAUGGUAGAAACUCUCCACGGAUAUUGAACUUGAAGUACAGCAAUGAUGCCAUCCGCCGCUUAAUUGGUCCUUUGGGUGCAUUGAAGAGAAAAAUUGAAGAAGAAACAGGUGGAAGGAUCUCGGUGAAUGAUGGUUCUCUUACAAUAGUGGCUAAAAAUCAAUCAGUACUGGAUAAAGUGCUGGAAAAGAUUGAUUUCAUAGUGGGUCGUGAGAUUGAAAAGGGGGGUGUGUAUAAAGGCGUUGUAUCUUCAAUCAAGGAAUACGGUGCCUUUGUGGAGUUCAAUGGGGGCCAACAAGGCCUCCUCCACAUUUCCGAGUUAUCCCACGAACCGGUCUCCCGAGUCUCUGAUGUACUGUCAGUCGGGCAAGUAGUAAAUUUAAUGUGCAUUGGGUUAGAUGUACGUGGCAAUAUUAAUUUAUCUCUCAAAGCCACUUUGCCUGGAGGAGGAUCAAAAACAUAUUCCGCUAUAAAGGAACAAACACCCAUGAAGUCGAAGCCUGUUAACAAUGUACAAGAAAAGCAGGAAAAGGAGAAGAAGGAUGAUAAGUCUACUAGUGGUAGUGUGGAUGGCUUAUCACCGAUUGUGAUUAGAAGUGCUGCUGAGUGUGAUGAAGAAGAAAAAUCUGCUGCUCUACGUAAAAUUCCUAAAGCUAAGUCUUGUAUAGAUGCGAAGACAUUGAAAAUUGGAAUGGAAUUGACUGGUAAAGUUCAUCAGAUUCGUGCGCACGGGCUUGUUCUUGAUUUGGGUGGUGAUCUUCGUGGAAUGUACCGGUUUGAGAAUGGUUCGAAACGAGACUUUGAGGUUGGUGAUGAAAUGCGUGUAAAGUGCUGUAGUUUCUCGACCAAAGGGGUACCCGUCAUGUCUUUGGUACAACAGUAGAAAGAAAGCCUUGGCUUAAACGCCGUAUUGGAACCAGUACAAUUUUUUUGUUGGGAACUCAAAAUUUUGACAUGAAAGACACAUGGUAAGGAGAUGAAAAUUGACGGAUGAGCACAAUGAGAUUCGUGAAUAUAGAUAAACGAUCAACGAUCAACGAUUUUUGAGCGGUUAGGUAGAAUAUUCGUCUAUGUGGAAGUGUAGUGUAACUUAUGGCUCCUGAUUUUAUGUAUAUUGUUUGCUUGCUUCAUUUUUGAAGUGCAGGAGUUGUUGAAUUAUGGCAGAUGGGUAAUUUUAUUUUUAUUUGUUUAUAUUUUUUUCUGUGUUCUUCUAGUUCUCACUGAUAUUCAUAAAAACUCAACUACUAAAUUUGUACAUAUUGGAGUCUUCCACUUAUUUAUUUGAUCUGAUAAGCACUUUAGAGUUGACGAAA